AUGGAGGCGUUACUGCGCAUCAUGCAGCACGUCGUGCACGCCGACAGCGCGCCGGCCGCGAUCACCUACAGCGAUCAGCUCAGCAUCCAAAGCCUCUUCACGGAGUACGGCGCGGAGUUCAACGCGGACGUGAUGAAGAAGUUGGAGGAACCUUUCCUCGACGCCUGCGAAUCUUACAUGGCCUCGACCGGCAUGUGGAACGUGGUGGUGCGCGCGGUGCUGCAGGAGCUGUGGUCUGUGUACAUCACGGGGUAUUGGACGGCGCAGCCCGCUAGCGGUGAGCACGAGCGGCACGGUGGAAGCGCCCCUGACGGCAAGACGCCGUUCUGCUUGAUGUUUACAGACAUCGAGGCGAGCACGCGACUCUGGGACUCGGAUCCAAAAGUCAUGGGCGCUGCUGUGCGUCUGCACCACAAGCUUGUUCGUGGCCUAAUCGAAGACUUUGGCGGCUACGAGGUGAAGACGGUCGGUGACUCCUUCAUCAUCGCGGCGAACACUGUCACGCAGGCGCUGCACAUCGCCCUCGGGAUUCAGCUCGAGUUGAUGGCGGAGCCGAGCGCGCCGGACUUCCGCAUGGUCGACAGCCCGCAGGGUGCCGGCGACCCGGCGUGCUGGCGCGAGGACGCGCUGCGGGUGCGGGUGGGCGUGCACUACUGCGCCGACGCGUCGGCCGUGUACGACAGCGUGCACCGCCGCUUCGACUACUACGGGCCCAGCGUGAACUGCGCGGCGCGGGUGGAGGCGGCGGCGUGCGGGGGGCAGGUGCUGCUGAGCCACGAGGCGUACGCCCAGCUGCAGACGGAGGAGGACUUCGACCAGGUGCCGGUGAACAGCCUGUUCGCGGAGCACUUAGGGCAGCUGGUGCGCGCGCAGGAGGCCCGCGGCGUGGCGGUGACCGAUCCGCAGCUGGCCGCGUGUUGUCGCGUCGGUGGAGCAGGACAUGAAGUACAGAACCGUUCGGCAGUCGUUGCGCGACGACGCUUUCUUGCUGCUCGCCAACAACUACAGCAGCAGCACAACGGUUCCGCGGAUGCGCACCAACUCCAAAGGGGAAGCCAUGACGCUCCGGUCGCUGACACGCGCGACGGACAAGGGCCUGCACGUGUUGAAGGGCAUUUCGGAGCCGAUGCAGCUCGUCUCGCUGCUGCCGCUGGGGCUGACGGGGCGUUCGUUUCCGCACACUCUACGCGGCCACACCGCACCCUCGAUGGCGUCCUCCGUCGGCAGUGCCGUCUCGCUUGCGCUGGACUCAUUACUGGUGGCCGAGGAGGCGGCGACGGCGUUGGGGACGUCGGCAAUGGGAUCGACGGACCACAGGCGUCUGUAGGGCCGGCACCAGCAAAACGUAGACACCCAUACGCACCUAUAAACAAGUAUUCAUAUAUCCAUUCGCUGCCAGUUGUUUGGAGCAUUCGAGUCCGCUUUCAUGAUUUAACUUUCUUUUUAAUUCUUUCUCCCUCUUCUUCUUGUUUUUGCCUUUGUCAUGUAUUGAAGAAAGAACAUCUUUGUAUGCAGAGCGCGUGGAAAUGUGGUUCAUUUCGUAUUAUAACUACUAUUAUGUUGUGA
Molecule: messenger RNA, 1566 nt
Organism: Leptomonas pyrrhocoris
Lineage: Eukaryota; Euglenozoa; Kinetoplastea; Trypanosomatida; Trypanosomatidae
Product: adenylate cyclase-like protein
Exons: 1
Coding region: 1-1566 (521 amino acids)
Biological process (GO): intracellular signal transduction; cyclic nucleotide biosynthetic process
Source: RefSeq, a predicted model, not a curated record